Camellia sinensis is the source of this 6872-nucleotide messenger RNA. NCBI's taxonomy places the organism in Eukaryota, Viridiplantae, Streptophyta, Magnoliopsida, Ericales, Theaceae. The record is from RefSeq and is a predicted model, not a curated record.
GACGAAAAAAGUUAAGAAGAAAGCCCGAAGUGGUGAUACAGAGAAGCGAGUUUCUACCCUUCCUCAGAAAACUGAACCUGUCGCCCAGCAAAGCAUUCCAAGCACUGAUGAUGGACUUUCAGUCAUAAAAGAGAGGAAAGUGUGUUCCAAUCUUGAUAAGGAUAUUGAUUUAGCUAAAUUUUCUUCAAGAAUAAGGUCUAUAGAACAUAUUAGAUGUGAAGAUCGCAGAGAAGGUGUGGUUGAUAAGCGAGCAAGUAAGGGAAGGGGCAAGCAGGUGCAGAAGAAAGGGGGAGGUUCUGUGGACAAGAAACCCGAGUCUAAAGCAAUUUGGGUUUGUUUGGAAUGUGGUCAUCUUUCAUGUGGGGAGAUUGGAUUCCCAACAACCCCUCAAACCCAUGCAGUUCAGCAUGCCAGGCAAACUCGUCAUCUGUUGGCUAUCCAAUUUGAAAACCUUCAACUACACUAGUGCUUCCCUUGCAAUACACUAAUUCCAAUUGAAAAAUUGGAGGAAAGUGGUGAACAGAAAGGUCCGCUGUCAGAUAUUGUGAAACUGGUAAAUGGGCGAUCAUUUCAAGGGGCCUCAGUGGAUGUUGAGGAUGUUUAUUUUGGGAGUGGCAGUGUUAUAAGUGAGAUAAAAUCAGAAAACACCAUUGUAAGUAGUUUGGAUGGAAAAAGUGGUUAUGUGGUCAAAGGCUUGGUUAAUAUUGGUAAUACUUGCUUCUUUAAUUCAGUCGCGCAGAAUCUCUUAGCAAUGGAGAGAUUACGGAAUCACUUCUUGGAAUGGAUGAGUCUAAAUCCUCUUACCGUUUCUUUAAAGAAGCUCUUUAUUGAAACUAGUCGAGAGGCUGGCUUGAGAAAUGUGAUAAAUCCAAAAUCCUUUUUCGGGUGUGUUUGUGCCAAGGCUUCCCAAUUUAGGGGGUAUCAACAGCAUGACAGUCAUGAGUUGCUUCGUUGUUUACUUGAUGGGUUGUGUGCUGAAGAGUUGAAUGCAAGAAAGCAGACUACUUCUCUGGAAAAUGGGAUUUCCUCAAAUCUAGGUCCUACUUUUGUUGAUGGCAUCUUUGGGGGCCAACUAUCCAGUACUGUUUCUUGUUUGGAAUGUGGGCACUCUUCAACAGUGUUUAACCCAUUUCUAGAUCUCUCUCCAGUUCUAACUAAGAAAUCCCCAUCUAAAAGGGCCCAACCUAUUUCUCGAGCCAAGAAACCAAAGCUGCCUCCAAAAUGAAGUGGAAGGAUUCAUUCAAAGCUUAAUAGGGAUGCAGAUUUUGUAGCAUCUGAAAGUGUUUCAGUUCCGUCAGCUGGUGGUUCAUCUUCUUGCCAAGUAGAAUCUACUGUGCCUGUCAAAGAAAAAGUGGGAGAUGCUUUGGUCGAUUAUACACUGUUUGAAUCCGUUGGCCCUAGUACACUGGCAGAUAAAAAGAGUUCAGUUUCAUCAAAUCUCUUGACUGCUGAAGAGUUUGAAAAGAAUACAUUCCUCAAGAAUGUCAUGGAUAAAACAGAGGCUUCAGUUGACAAUUUAGCAUGGUUGGAUUACCUGGAACCAGAUCCUGUGUCAAAUGACAAUGAUACAGAUUCAAAACCUAAAGAUAUUGCAGCAAUUUAUGAUUCAGGAAAACAAUAUGGUGUUCAAAACGAUGCCUUGUUACGGGAUGGCAUAGAAUCUAGCAGGCAGAUCCAUUCUCUUUGUAUAGUAGAAACAGCAGGUUCAUUGGACAAUUUGACAUGGUUGGAUUACCUUGAACCCAAUACAUUAUCAGAUGAUCAUGUUAUGGCUUCCAAAGUUGACGAUGCAUUAGUAGUCCAAGAUUCUGGAGGCAAGGAUGGUUUAGGGAAUUCUUUUGAAAAUGACCUCCCAUUACGGGUCCAAGAUUCUGAAGUUCUGUUGCUUCCUCAUAAAGAAGAAACUUCAACUAGUGGUGAGAUAUUGCGAGAAGGUGUCAUCGUCAGCUGUUGGCUGGUCCAAGAUUCUGAAGUUCUGUUGCUUCCUCAGAAAGAAGAAACUUCAACUAGUGGUGAGAUAUUGAGAGAAGGUGAGGUCUCAUCGUCAGCUGUUGGCUGUGAGCCAGAUGCGUUGGACUUUGAUGGCUUUGGAGACUUAUUUGAUGAGCCAGAAAUUGCUGCAGGGCCCGAUGUAAAACCCUGUCAAGUGAGUAAUUUUCCGGCAAACGAAAUUGCAGAAACUGGUUUCUUAGAUAGAAAUAGCAGUGAGUCUGAUCCAGAUGAAGUCGAUAAUAGUGAUUCUCCAGUGUCCAUAGAGAGCUGUUUGGCGUAUUUCACGAAGCCAGAGCUUCUCUCCAAUGAACAUGCUUGGCAUUGUGAAAACUGUUCAAAAGUUCUUCGUGAGCGAAGGAUGAAUUCAAGGAAAAAGAGGCAGAAAGCUACAUCCAAGAUUCAGGUAAGCGGGGUUGAGGAUAGUAUUCAAAGUGCUCCAAGUGCAACUUAUAAAUAUAAGCACGACUCUGAAUUCAAUGCUGCACAAACCAGACCAAAUAAGCAGAUAAAUAUGAUACAAAACUUUCUAAAUGGUAAACACAUAAAUAUAAGCGCGUCUCUGAAUUCAAUAAUGGGAUAUUAGAUCGGAAUAGUUGCGACUUUCAAAUUAAUGUGACAGAAUUCUGACUAGAACUACAUAAUACAAGAGUAUCGUACUUAUAAAGGAUAAUCUCAGAAAAUAUAAAGAACACAAACAUAGAUUUGUACCAAGUAGAAAACUUAUACAUAAAACAAAUUUCGUAAAAUAAUAAUCUGCAACAAUAUUAUCAGAUUCUAAUAAACAAAAUCAUGAAUAACCAAAAAUUACGGUUAAAGACAACAUAAUAACUAAAAAUUCUAUUGGUAAACAAACCAAAAGUGUUCCAAAAAAAAAAACAUAGAAUAAAAUUCUGUAUUGAAAACAGAAUGCAUAUACAACAAAAUCCAGAAAAGAAAACUAACAAUCUGUAUUUUUUGAAAAACAUUAUUAUCCAUUAAAUUAAAUUAAAUUAAUUGAUGUUGCAUACUUACUCAAUAUGACUUAAUGGUCAUAAUCAAAAUGAUAGAAUUUUAGAAAACCAAAUGGAUGUCUUAUUCUUAUAAUAGAUAUGGAAAACAGAAAAAGAAUCAAUACCCAUAGACGAAACAUGCAAAACAGAUUUAAAAUUGACUGUAUAAUCACAACAGAAACUGAAAUUUGUCUGACAACAAAUUUAAUAUAGAACUGACAUUAGUAUACUGGAAUAGAAUUCCACCUAAACACAAUUGUAAGUAUUAUUUUAUGAAAAAUGCACACAUAAGUGGCAUGUUUUAUGCUUUUAACUCAAUGAGUCAACCUCAACUAAUUCAGUAAUUACUUUCUGUCAAAACUUCUAAUGGUGUUAUCAAUUAGACCAAAUUGACAUAAAAUUUAAAAUUAAGGGUCAAAAUUGAGUCAAUUGAGAGUGUAAAACUAAAAUAACACUGGAUAAAAUGUAGGGACUGCCAAAGUAAUUUAUCCCAAAUUUUGUUUUUGGUACAUAACAGUUUUAUCUCGGCAAGCUAAAUGAAUAAAAAUAGAUGUUAGGAUCAGUGAGACUACUUUCAAAUUAAUUUUAAUGAUUCAAACCGUUAUUUUUAUAAGAGUUAUUGAAAAAAUUAUUUAUAAAAAAUUAAAUUAAUUCGGCAUUGAUAACUCUCUACCACAAGUGUUCUGGUGCCAAAAUUCAAACAUGACAGAUGGCAGCUUGUUAGACUUUUCUCUAAUUGAGGCUGCUGGUCAUACCGACCACUUCAAACUAUAUAUUCGUGUUUAAUUGAGGAUGUAUUUGAAUCUUAUAUUUCAAUAUACGUUUUCAAAGAGAGACAAAAAGAAAAUUAUAAAGAAAAAGUAAAAAAAAAAUUGAUUUAUAUUAUUGUGAAUAUUUGUCUCUUCUUUUUUUUUUUCCCUCUUAAAUCACUAUUAUAUAAUUCAAAAUUUAAACAUUGUUUAAAAAUUGCGAGUUACCAUUGUUUUUUUUCAAUAAUAUUCAUAAAUUUUAAUUGAUCUCAGCUUACAUCUAGUUAGGGGUGUAAAAAUGACUCGUGACCCGUAAGCGGUCCGAAACCCGCCAACAGUUCGGAGUGGACCCGGUCCGGUUAAGCUCAGGCCUGAAUCCAGCCCAAAAGCUUAAGCCUGAACUGUCAUUUUAAAAUCCGGCGAGGCUGGCCAGACCAUUGAAAUAUUGUGUUUGGAUACAUAUCUUGAUUGGUUUGGUGUGAAUGCAGAAUUGGAGAGAAGAAAAGAAUAAUUUUGCUGUUGAAAAGUCUAUUCAAUAGUCCUGUAAUAAUAGAGGUCUUAGUGAGUGGAUAUAAAUAAAGAAGAAAAUAAUAAUUUUGCAGUUGAAAAGUCUAUUCAAUAGUUUUGUAAUAAUAGCCGUCUUAGUGAGUGGACAUAAAUAAAUUCGAGGGUAAAGAAAACCUUUCAUAACAGACAAAAAUAAGAUAAAUUCAACAAAAAAUAUAUAUAUUGUUCACUCACCCUUUAUAUAUAUAUGGAUGAAUAUGCAUAUGUAUGUAGAUAAAAAGAGUCAUAAAAGUUUGUUGUUGUUUGGAAAGUCCUCUCGACUGUCAUCCUGCUCUUGGUUUUUGAGGUGUCUGUAAGUGAAUUGGUUUAUAUUUGGAGGCCUCUCCUUCCUGGUAUGUUUGUCCACUUAUUUAUUUAUUUGUUUAUAUAUAUAUUAACAAUUGGUAGCUAGAAGGGAAAAAAUGAAAGAAAUCAAAAUUUCCAUAAGACACUGUUAUGAAGUACGGAUAUUUUUUUCCGAUAUUUCAAAAAGAGAGACGUAUUUUUAUUAUGUUUGUAUUAGAUAUCUACUUUUUGGAUAUUCAUAGAUAUGUAUCAGAUACUCUAAAUUACAUAAUACUUCUUUUACAAAAUUAAAAUUGUAGUAUUUCUUGUAUAAUAAUAUAAUAUAAAUAAUUGUAAGGAUAAAUAUAAGAAUACUUUUCUAAUAUUUUAUUUAGUUAUUUGAUAAGAAAAAAUAUAGUGAAUUAAAGUAAUUAAAUUUGUCCAAUUGAUAUAUCUUUUGUCUUUCAUGCAUGUCCCAUAUAAUUAUAUAGAAAGUAAGUAUUAAUAAGAGAAUAUAAUAAUAGUAUAAUUAAAUUUAAAUAUCAACAUAUAAAUAAGCAAGUAAACUUGAAAACAAUAUUCUUUAUCUGUGUCAAAAGGAAAAAUGCAGGGACAAGUUGUAAAUUGUUUUAUUAUUGUAAUACAAACAUAUUAGAUAUUGAAAUAAAAUGUUUUCAAGAUUUAUUGAAAAUUAAAAAGUAAACAAGCUACUGUCUUAAAUUAAUAUAUAAUUCUUAAAUGUUAAUAUUUUGUAUUAUAAAAUUAUAGUAUGAUUUUUCAACAUUCUUGAUUUUAUGCAUAACUUGUUAAUAAUAAUUUUAAAAAAUAAUUUAUCUAUUUUUUAAAAAAACAUAUCCUAAUCAUAUUGAUUCCAUAUUUUUUUACUUUUUGUUCUAUAGUCGUGUUUGUAUCGUAUUAUAUCUAAUAUCUUGCUUCCUAGACACAAUGACAAGAUUUGAACUAAAUAUCACACCUGAUCCCCGGCCCCGGCCCGGCCCGGUCCGUUGCCAUUCCUAGCACAAGGAGAGGGGGAUCAGGAGGAGCAUUGGCCUGCAAACGGUUUGAGAAACACAUGCAUAUGUAUGUAGUUUUAGUAGUUUUAUCUAAGAGUAAUGUUCUAUAUAAUUAUAUUUUUUAUUUUAGUUUCUCACUCUUGAACUCAAAGUAAUAGGCCCUAGGCCUUUAUAUUCAUAAAUGCAGAUAAAAUCUGCUUGCUUUCUUGUGUUUUGUAGUGAGAAAAAGAUAUGAGGAAUAAGAUUAUAGGUAGCAUUUUGCUUCACCUAAUGUUAUCUAUCACUGAAAUUCUUAAGGGUUGAGUUCCUCUCCAAUGGUGAUUCCACUAGAUAAAUUUUGUUGUCCAAUUUUGUAAGAUAAAUGUGAUACGAUCUUGUAAUUAUCAAUAUCCAAUUAAUUUAAUUUUUUAAAUAAAUUAACUUAUCUACGGAUCCUAUAAAUUGAAAGGUUACAAUCAAUUAGGCGGUCCUAAAGUGAACCGAGGAGCCCAACCCAAUAGCACCACUCCAAUUAGAUCACCAACUCAAAAAAAUAAAAAAUAAAAAAUAAAAAUUCUUCAGAAAAUUUGCCAAAAAAUUAGAUAUAGGAGAUAGACUUUGAAGCAUUUCAAGGUUGUUCCAUUUUUUUUAGAUAACUAAAAAAAUAUACUAGCGAUGGUCAGUCUGUAAUGUGAGCUUUGAAAUUUAUGAGAAAAUCUUUUUGGAAAACUCUUUUAGACUGGUCUGUGAUCUUUUAAGUUUGGCUUCAUUUACGUAAUAUAUCAUAUGUUCUUUCUUUUUUUCUUUUAUAGAUAUAUAUAUAUAUAUAUAAUAAAUUUGGUAAUUUGUUUAGACAGGAUUUCCACUAAUUUUACAGAAUAUGCUGUCGAAUGCAAGUGUUGAUCCUGUCUCCCUUCACUUAGAUGAAAAGCUUGCACACCUAUGUGGUAAAGACUCCGAGUGUUAUAUCUACAAAGUGCAUGAUCGACUACGUUGGCAAAAUGAAAAGUUAUAUGAACCAGAAAUAAUUGCUAUAGGACCAUAUCACCAUGGUAAAGACAACCUACAAUGGAUGGAAAAACACAAAUUACGGUAUUUGCAAUUGCUUCUUAAACGAAGAAAUGAGACUAGUGUGGAUAGAUACAUAGUAGCCAUGAGAGAUUUGCAAGAACGAGCACUUAGAUGUUAUGCAAACUCUGUAUGGCUUAACAAAGACGAGUUUGUGAAAAUGAUGCUUCUUGACAGCUGCUUUCUCAUUGAGUUGUUUCGCAAAUUUACCAUAACAAGUAUGAGAGAUAGAAAUGACCCACUCUUCAAAA